Gasterosteus aculeatus aculeatus (three-spined stickleback) is the source of this 995-nucleotide messenger RNA. It is a transcript of the gene fkbp2, whose product is annotated as FKBP prolyl isomerase 2. The record is from RefSeq and is a predicted model, not a curated record. Gene Ontology annotation, cellular component: endoplasmic reticulum. Gene Ontology annotation, molecular function: peptidyl-prolyl cis-trans isomerase activity. Gene Ontology annotation, biological process: protein peptidyl-prolyl isomerization. NCBI's taxonomy places the organism in Eukaryota, Metazoa, Chordata, Actinopteri, Perciformes, Gasterosteidae.
CAUCCGCUUUCGGCAACAGACGUCCCAGUUAAUUUCCCGUAUCACCCUCUCUCGCUUUCUCUCUCAAAUUGUCCCCAGGUCGCGUAGGUCGCAGCUUCCCUUCACAACAAACCCGCCGAACGCGUGGAGACGACGAGGUGCGCCGCCAUGAGGGUGUUCCUGUUGUUCGCAGUGACCGUGCUGUCUCUGAGCCCCGCGGCGGAGAGCGGAGCCGACAAGAAAAAGCUACAGAUCGGCAUCAAGAAGCGAGUGGACAACUGCCCCGUCAAGUCCCGCAAAGGCGACGUGCUAAACAUGCACUACACGGGCAAGCUGGAGGACGGCACGGAGUUCGACAGCAGCGUCCCCCGCGGGCAGCCCUUCACCUUCACGCUGGGCACCGGGCAGGUGAUCAAAGGCUGGGACCAGGGCCUGCUGGGCAUGUGCGAGGGCGAGAAGAGGAAGCUGGUCAUCCCGUCCGAGUUGGGCUACGGGGACCGGGGUGCGCCCCCCAAGAUCCCGGGAGGAGCGACGCUCAUCUUCGAAGUGGAGCUGCUCAGCAUCGAGCGGAAGUCCGAGCUUUGAUGGAGAGAAGAUGGAAAAGAAAAUCCACUUUUAACGCGUUCCAGGAGCUGCUGCAACAAUACUACUUCGAGAUCAUCUGACCUCUGAUGGUGACGACAUGGAAUAUAUGACGACAGAGUCGCUGUCCUCCUUACUGCUCCUUACUCACAAAGUUAUAACACGAUACAAGAUGUAAGAUGUAGGGCCUUGCUAAGCAUUAAUAGAACUGAAAGUGAGCAAUUAAACCCAGUAUUUGGCUUCAAGUCAAUCAAGUCAUGCCUGUAGUUGCAUCCUUUUUUUUUCUUUUUAUAAUUGUCUGGGAUUUUUAUAUAAGGGUUCAUUCAUAUUUUUAUAGUCUUUUCACAAAAUCAUUUAGUUGUUAACUUAGUCAAGUCAGGCAGGAUUUAAAUAAAUGUCUUUCAUCCAUCAUAAUAAAAUGAUCUUACAAGAAA